AUGCUCGAUAUGUUAACGAAUUCACAGAAAGGGAAGGAUAAUUUUUGCAAAUUAGCAAUAGUGAACUCUCAGCUGUUUCGCGACCUACUUUCCUAUGACGUUGAGUUCAAGGUCCUUCUAACGGGUACUCCACUACAGAAUAACCUCGAGGAACUUAUCCAUCUGCUUCACUUUCUAGAUCCCAGGAAGUUUGGAGACGUUCAAGCUUUAAGCGCCCGGUGGGCGUCAAUGACUAAGGAGGAGAGGGCUGAGGAUCUGCAGAUUACACUGAAGGAUCAUCUUCUGCGUAGAAUGAAACGUGAUGUCAUUAAAGAUCUUCCAAAAAAGACCGAGAUUAUUGUCCCUCUUAGUCUGACUCCGCUGCAAAAACGUAUCUACAAAAUGGUGCUGACAAAGAACUACGAAGCUCUGCGCACGCGGAACUUAAUGAACCCGUUGCUACAUCUGCAGAAGGUCUGUAAUCAUCCGUACCUCAUGCCCUCUGGAGAGGCGAUGGCUCCACGGGUACCCAUUCCCUCCAUUGGUACAGCCCAUGCCAUUGUUUCGAUGUACGAGCCGCGCAUGCUGGUUGAGUCUAGUGCAAAGCUGCAUCUGGUUAUGCGGAUGCUUCGACGUCUGCGCGACUGUGGACAUCGCGUUCUUAUCUUCUCUCACCUCGUCAGCAUGCUCGACCUUAUCCAGAUGGCACUUUAUAAUGAGGGGUACGCGCCUUCUUUUCACUUAUGA
Molecule: messenger RNA, 726 nt
Organism: Hydatigera taeniaeformis
Lineage: Eukaryota; Metazoa; Platyhelminthes; Cestoda; Cyclophyllidea; Taeniidae
Source: the annotation of a GenBank genome assembly